This is a messenger RNA of Morone saxatilis (striped sea-bass), 1324 nucleotides long. Its product is annotated as histone deacetylase 2-like. Gene Ontology annotation, molecular function: histone deacetylase activity. The transcript is spliced from 10 exons. NCBI's taxonomy places the organism in Eukaryota, Metazoa, Chordata, Actinopteri, Moronidae. The record is from RefSeq and is a predicted model, not a curated record. The coding region runs from base 128 to 1324 and encodes 398 amino acids.
CAGUUGCGCCUCCCAUUCACCACCGCUCUUCCGCUCCGUCGUGCGCUCUCCUCUCUGGAUGCCGUCCAUCCUCACCUCUAUCUGCUGAACCAAAUUCAAACCAACUUUUUGAAAAAGUGCUCCAAACAUGGCUUACACGACUGCGGGUGGCACUAAGAAGAAGGUCUGCUACUACUAUGACGGAGACAUCGGAAAUUAUUACUAUGGACAAGGGCAUCCCAUGAAACCACAUCGUAUCCGGAUGACUCAUAACCUGCUUCUGAACUACGGACUGUACAGGAAAAUGGAGAUCUAUAGACCACACAAAGCUACGGCAGAGGAGAUGACAAAAUAUCACAGCGAUGACUACAUCAAGUUCCUCCGAACCAUACGGCCGGACAACAUGUCCGAGUUCAGCAAGCAGAUGCAGCGGUUCAACGUCGGAGAGGACUGUCCCGUGUUCGAUGGCCUGUUCGAGUUCUGCCAACUGUCCGCUGGUGGCUCUGCUGCUGGAUCAGUGAAGUUAAACCGACAGCAGACUGACAUCGCAGUGAACUGGGCCGGAGGACUUCACCACGCAAAGAAGUCUGAAGCCUCUGGAUUCUGCUACGUUAAUGACAUUGUGCUGGCCAUCUUGGAGCUGCUCAAGUACCACCAGAGGGUGCUGUACAUUGAUAUAGACAUCCACCAUGGGGACGGAGUAGAGGAGGCCUUCUACACCACAGACAGGGUCAUGACCGUGUCUUUCCAUAAAUACGGGGAGUACUUCCCUGGAACCGGAGACCUCAGGGAUAUCGGAGCUGGAAAAGGCAAAUAUUACGCUGUCAACUUCCCCCUGCGUGACGGCAUUGAUGAUGAGUCAUACGAGCAAAUCUUCAAGCCGGUGAUGGCCAAGGUGAUGGAGAUGUACCAGCCCAGCGCUGUGGUCCUCCAGUGCGGUGCGGACUCUCUCUCAGGGGACCGCCUUGGCUGCUUUAACCUCACCAUCCGCGGCCAUGCCAAGUGUGUGGAGUACAUGAAGUCCUUCAACCUCCCGCUGCUCAUGCUGGGCGGAGGAGGAUACACCAUCCGCAACGUGGCCCGCUGCUGGACCUACGAGACUGCGGUAGCUCUGGAUACAGACAUCCCUGAUGAGCUGCCAUACAAUGACUACUUUGAGUACUUUGGGCCCGACUUCAAGCUCCACAUCAGCCCCUCCAACAUGACCAACCAGAACACGCAGGAGUACAUGGACAAGAUCAAGUACGUGCAGUUGUUUUAUCUUAACCACACUGUGCUGGACCUUCACAGAAUUGGAAUGAUUAGUAUUAUUAUUACUACUGAGCAUUAUGCCAACAUGUUCUGA